UAGUUGCGUCAAGAUGGAAGGAAGUGGAGCGUAUGGCGGUGGUAAAGCAGGAGCUCCAUUCGAUCCGAUUGUGUUUAUUCAGAGACCUCAAGUGAUUCUGCGAGCAUUAUGUUUGCUUUUCGCAAUCAUUGUCUUUGGCUGCAUUAGUAGUAAAGGAUAUGUAACCGAAUCAGGAAAAGAAACGUGUCUGUAUAACAGAGAUGCCAAUGCUUGUAAUUAUGGAGUUGGUAUUGGUGUUUUGGCUUUCUUAGGAAGCUUUUGUUUUCUAGCAGGGGAGUAUUUAUUCGAACAAAUGUCUUCUGUUAAAACACGAAAGCAUUACGUGCUACUGGAUCUUGGAUUCUCCGGGCUUUGGGCAUUCUUAUACUUUAUCGGAUUUUGUUACCUAACUAAUGCGUGGAACAAAUCAGAAACUCCUCCGAAUGGUGCUGGAGUUAACAACGUACAAGGAGCGAUCGCAUUUUCAUUUUUCUCAAUAUUUACUUGGGCUGGAUGUGCUUGGUCUGCAUUUCAAAGAUUCAAGCAAGGUACAGAUGCAGCAUUUGCUCCCACGUAUGAGGCAGAUCCUACAGGGGAACAAGGUUACACGAGCUAUCCUGAUGCUGCUGAUGUUACGUAUCAAGAGCCACCAUUCGCUCAACAACAGCGAAGUUUAGGAGAUUUCCAAGCUCCUGCGUAUUAAAAUCAUCCAGAUGUGUAUUACGUAAACGCAUAUUCACGUACAUGGAAAACACACACAUACAGGGUGUUGCACAACCUGCGUACGCAUUGCCAACUUAUAUUCGGUAUGAAAACAGUGAAUUAAAGAGUCCUUUGUGGAAAUGUUCUCAAAAGCAUAAUUAUGUGAUAUGCAGACUUCUGUUUCUUUUCUUAAGUUGCUUAAGAUUGUUCGGCUCCAAUGGAAAAGUGACUUUAAAAAACAAAUCUUCAGUAUGUUCGUAGAGGAGUUUUUGAUUCCCUUUUUCAAAUCGAAUAUGAAUUUUUUCCCAGUUACGGAGAUUGCACCCAGCUGGGUGAACAAGUAUUUCCUUUUGCUGUUUUGUGCAAUAAGUAAUUCCAUGUACUGAUGUAAUUGACUCUACCUCUAAGAGAGUGGUUGUGAGAAUAACUAAAUUUAAAGACCAUAAAAUCAAGUUUAAAAUAACGCUAGUGGCUCAAAUAGACUUCAAUUAGCAAAAAUUAAGAUGGACAAAGUUACAAUGUGAAAAAUAUUGUCAAAGAUUAGUAAAGCUUCAUAUCCUAAUUUUUUUAGAACAGUAAAAAGGACAAAUUAGACGUGUUUCUUAGUUUGUCAAUAAUUAUUGUGAUACAUACUAUAUUGUGUAGAGAAAAGGACUUAAGGGCAUUUGACGCACUCAAAUACCUAUGUUACCGACCUCACUUGUUUAGUUCACUGAAUUUUCUUGGAACAUAAAAACUUUUCUUGCCAAUAAAAUAUCGGGCUGCAACUUUGGGAAAUGUAUAAGAGAACUAUAAACCAAGUUUGCGUACUUCAUUUGCGUAGAAAUUUCGAUAAAAAUUAUUUUCAAAGAAAUUAAAACCAGGACCAUUUCUGACAUAUUCCCUUUGUACAUUGAAAGUUUUUCAACCUAAGUACUUUUUUUAUACGUAAAAUAUCGGCCUUAAACUUCGAGAAAUGUAAGAGCCAACAGUAUAUUACAUUUAUGUACGUUUUUUACAUCUCGCAGAUGUUUUAUAUAUAAAAAAGUUCUUAGGUUCAAAAAAUUUCGAGGUUUUUUUAAAAAAAUGUUUUCAGUUAAUUUCUUUUAAAAUAAUUUUAAUCGAAAUUGCUACUCAGAUAAAGUACAUAGACGUACUUUAUGGUCUUCUGAUAAAUUUUUCAACGUUUUAGUCUAAUAUUUUAUUGACAAUAAUAGUUCUUAAGUACAAAGAAAAUGUUCAGUAGACUGAAAAAGUGAGGUCGAUAAUAGAAAGAUGUGAGCGUGUCGCAUGUCCUUAAUCUGAAUAAAGAGUUUCAAAAAACUUAAAAAGCUAUCUGAGCACGCAUAAAACCAAUUUUUGGUUUGUUAACGAAGGACUAUAAUAACACAGUUUCUUAAAAUAUAUAUUGAUGUAUAUUUUGAAGGGAUUGAAAAGAAUCAAGGUUUCAGAUAAAAACCUGCAAAACUAGCUAAAUGUCGGAGUUCAGGAAAUUCUUCCAUGCAAAUUUUCCUUUUUUCUAAAUUCCUAGAGCACUUUAGGUAUUUAGGAAAUCUUAAAACGUAAGCUUAAAAUUAAAAUAUACAAAAUAAUAUUACUUAAAAGAUUUGUCAGGCACCGAUUUGCAAAUGAAUCUGGAAGUAAAAUUGUUAGCAUAGACAAAAUAGGCUAAAAACAACACCUCACCGAGAGUUCUUCGAAAAAUGAUCUUGUUGAAUAUCGGCUUUACACAUGACAUCAAACUAUUCAGAAUUGUAGGAGAAAAGUUGUCAUUUGUAAUACAUGGAAUACAAAUUAAGCCCUAGGUAGCGCCUUAAAAGAGGUGACCAAGAGUUCAGAAAAUUGAAUUGCAAGACUGAAAGAAUCAACGCAAAUAAAAAAUGUGUCUUUGUUUUAAGCCCCGGAAUAAAAUGUAGCUCUCUUUGACAUCAAAGUGCUUCCUGCCGACACAAAUAAUUCAUAUUCUUAUAUUAAAUUAACAGAAUGUACAAUUUCAACAGAAACGGUCAAAAUUUUCGAUGUAUUUAUAUUUUACGUCUAAACGAGUUUUCAUUAAUACCUGAAACGCUCUUGGAAUUGAAGGUCUCUACACAAUAGGACUUAAUCAGUCGACGCGGCAUCGACGCAACGUAGACGUAGCAUCGACGAAACUCGCGCGCAUUUUUUGCAAACUGUUGGAAUUUUUUAAGUUCAAGCUUUGCAUGUGCGUAGCAAUAAGAAAUGACGGGCGUUUUGAAUCUCUGCGCUUCAUCUACGCAAACGUCAAACACAAUCAGUGCAACUUUUAGAGCAUAUACACCUGGAGGGAGCCAGUCAAUGGCAUAGUUGUUGGUAAAUUGAGAGAGACAGACAAUGAGUUAGCGGGAUAAGCUAUCUCUCUUGCGCAGCAAUCUAAUUGGCUGUUUUUGUUCCACUCUAAAAAAAGGUAAGAUAGUUUACAUGUAUGCGCAAGUGCACCGCUAUUUAUGGUGCACAUUUAAAUCGACCAAUCAUGUUGCUGCGCGAGACAGAUAGCUUAUCCCCCAGUAUUGCCUUUUCUCUCACUCCGAAUCGCCAAACCGGCCACAACUUUUUCACACGCGCGGUUCCCUUCACGUAUAUAUGCUCCAAAGUGUAACUAGUGGUAGAGGCACCAGAUAAGGGGAAAUUCACGAUAUUGGUGGUUGAUAGAAUCGAGGUCCGACUGUACCAUACUUAGACCAAACAGAGUUGGCAACAGAUGUGUGCGUGUUUCGUCAAUGUUGCAUUGACGUUGUGUCGAUACUGCGUCAAUGUAUCAGGUCCUAUUGUGGAAAGACCUUUAGAGAAGUGAUCGGAAAGUAUUCUAAAUAUCUGAAUAAACCAGAAAUUCAGCGAAAAAAAUUGACACCUGUCUGGAAGAUUUUAACAAGUUUCGGUAUUUACCCAAUUCCCUAGGUUGUUAGCGAAAACCCUGAUUUUUGUAAAUGGUUACGAAACAUAUAUGUUGUAGGUAAUUAGCAAUAUUAGAGUUUCGACAUAAUCACUCAGGAAUUAGCUAAAUUUGGGAUUUUAAGAAAAUAUUCAAUUCAGGUUUAUAUUUUUUCCAAAUCCCUGGCUUAUUCAGGAAUUCAGAACACGUUUAAAUAAUUCCUCUAAAUUCCUAGAUCGUUUUAAAUAUUUAGGAAAACUUUACAUUUAAGCAUAGAUUUAUUCAUUUUGUUUUAUAAUUUAUUUAGAGUUUAAAAUGAAAAUACAUGCAACUAAGUAUAAUUUAAAAAAUUUGUCGCAAACUGAUUUUCAACCGUCAGACAAUGAAUAGCUUUUUGUAAAUGCAUUUUAGUACUCGAUACUUAAAUUCGUAUAUUCUUUGUUGUAACAGAGCUAUGAUAAAUAAUAUUCAAUCAAUUUUAAGUUAUUUCAAUUUUAAAUCUUGAAUAAAUUAAAGUUCAUGGAUUCUAGCGUCACAUUUAAUAUUCCAUGUAAAUAAGGUUUUGUCAAUUCGACAUAAAGGUCCGA
Belonocnema kinseyi is the source of this 4137-nucleotide messenger RNA. RefSeq names its product synaptogyrin (gene Syngr). Bases 14 to 682 code for a protein of 222 amino acids. Gene Ontology annotation, cellular component: synaptic vesicle membrane; neuromuscular junction. Lineage: Eukaryota; Metazoa; Arthropoda; Insecta; Hymenoptera; Cynipidae. The transcript is spliced from 4 exons. The record is from RefSeq and is a predicted model, not a curated record.